AUGCGAACUUUUGAUUCAUCGGGAAAUCUCGCUCUUCUCCGCCAAGAGCUGAAAGUUCGCCAGCUUGAUGCUUUUAUUCUGCCAAUGGAAGACAGUCACUUCAGUGAAUACCUUGCUGCUGCGGAUAAACGCAUAGCCUUCAUAUCCGGUUUCACAGGAUCAUCAGGUACUGCUGUUAUCACGACUGCAAACAGGGCGGCACUAUGGACUGACGCUCGCUAUCAUAACCAGGCAGGCUUCCUUCACAUUUUCUGCUGUCCGGACGUUCCAACGAUACCUGCCUGGAUAGCCCAAGUGACUGAUUCAGGCUGCCGAAUCGGCUUCGAUCCUCAACAAAUGUCCUUUAACAGUGUCGGCAUUUUGCAGCGCCAGCUGGAUUCCGCCUCCAUAGAGGUGAAAUCAAAUCGCUCUUUUGUUCCGAUCGACGGAACGAAUCUGGUAGACCUUGUGUGGAAGGAUAGGCCUUCUCUUCCUACUAAUCCCAUUCGUGCUGUCCCACUGGAAUCCUUUGCGGGACAUUCAUGGGAACAGAAGCUGGAUACUCUUCGCGACCAAAUGAAGGUGAAAGGCGUCACCGCUGCUGUCAUCGUUCAGCUGGACGAAAUUGCUUGGCUGUUCAACCUGCGUGGGUCCGACAUCAAUUACAACCCCUUCUUUUUUUCCUACGCGGUUGUGACAAUGGACGAUGUUCACCUAUUUGUUGAACAUAAGCGUGGCUCGAACUCCAUUGAUCUCAAUGAAUAUUUUAGAUCACCGUCGCACAGAAUUUCACUUCAUCCGUACGACGAAUUUCCCUCCUGGAUCACCUCAAACACUGCUUGGCGAGAUGGGCGUGUUUGGCUGCCUUCCGUUUCAAGUUAUAUGCUAGCAAGCGCGAUUCCCGAAAAUCAACGGCUCUUUGACAUUUCUCCAAUUUCUAGUCUUAAAGCUGUGAAAAAUCCUCUGGAAGUGAAGGGCAUGCGACUUUCCAAUCUCGUUGACUCAUUGGCUGUAUGUGAUUUCUUAUCCUGGCUAGAAGACGUUGCUGAAUCCGGCAAAAUGGAUCCGACGGUUGUUGCACCCUGCGAUUUACUCGGUGUGGAACCUCCAAAGAUUGCGACGGAAGCUUCUGUCGCAGCAUAUCUUAAUGCGAUUCGAAUUUCUGCGGAUGGUUGUCUUGGACUUAGCUUUCCUACGAUUCCUGGGGCAGCUAUGUUAAUUGUUCUUUUAAAAUGGUCAAGCUGCAACUAUUUCGUGAACAUUCAGUACAAUCCCAUUAAAUUACUUUUACUCACAUUUUUAGAUGCGAAUGGAGCUAUAAUUCACUACAAUGUCAGUGAAAAUGGUAGUGGUUCUCAGUUGACCGUCGAUUCUCUCUUUUUGUUGGACUCUGGUGGCCAAUACGCAACCGGCACAACUGAUGUUACGCGAACUGUUCAUUUGGGAGUCCCCACAGAGGAGCAAGUGGAGGACUAUACACAGGUCUUGAAGGCUCAUGCUUCUCUUGCUAGCUUGGUACGUGGUUAUACGACCUUCCCGGACAAUACACCGGGGACGAAGCUAGAUGCGGUAUGUCGGGCCUCGAUGUGGCGUGAUCGGCGUGACUUUCCCCAUGGCACUGGUCACGGUGUGGGUGCUAACCUCUGCGUUCAUGAGGGACCCAUUGGCAUGUCUGGACGUCGUUCGCAGACUCUCUCCGCCAUAGGCGUCACUGAGCCUGGAAUUCGCAAAAACAUGGUAUUGACAAUUGAGCCGGGAUACUAUCUUACUGGCAAGUACGGGAUCCGACUAGAAAACGUGGUUCUAGUGGUGGACAGUCCGCAGCCCUCACGGGACACCGCUACGCCCUUCCUGAGCUUUGAGGCCCUCACUCUAGUUCCCUUUCAGCGCCGCCUCAUCAACGCAGCGAUGCUGGACAAGGAAGCAAUAAAAUGGGUUGAUAGCUACCACGCCAAGGUGCGCGAACACCUCCUCACUCGGGUGGCAUUUGAGGCAGAGCACAAAGGUCUCAGCGUCGCUCGGGAACGUACUCGCAAUUGGAUCCUCCGGGAGACUGAACCUCUUUGCGUCUCGUCAACUUCAAGCUUCAACUUCCGUUUACGCUCUGAUGAGACUGGACGCAACAUCCAGGCUCUAACUAUAUGGUGA
Molecule: messenger RNA, 2127 nt
Organism: Hydatigera taeniaeformis
Lineage: Eukaryota; Metazoa; Platyhelminthes; Cestoda; Cyclophyllidea; Taeniidae
Source: the annotation of a GenBank genome assembly